This is a messenger RNA of Leguminivora glycinivorella, 1603 nucleotides long. Its product is annotated as proton-coupled amino acid transporter-like protein pathetic. Gene Ontology annotation, molecular function: amino acid transmembrane transporter activity. Lineage: Eukaryota; Metazoa; Arthropoda; Insecta; Lepidoptera; Tortricidae. The record is from RefSeq and is a predicted model, not a curated record. Gene Ontology annotation, biological process: amino acid transmembrane transport. The transcript is spliced from 13 exons. Gene Ontology annotation, cellular component: vacuolar membrane. The coding region runs from base 103 to 1557 and encodes 484 amino acids.
AUACGAAGUUGAGGGUUCAAAGAAAUAAGAUUGUUCGAGAAGAUUACCGGAUCGGGAUGACCUCCGUUUUUCAACCGACCCUAGAUUGCUGAUAAGGAAUAAAUGAGCAGAAAAGAGCAACAUCCGUCAGCCAGUUCGCACAAUGAACUUAAAGACGAGAAAUCCGUCAAAUCCCUGGACGUCGAAAACGAGAUACGUCAGUACAUCGAACAAGAAGAGAGGGAGAGGAGAGACAGCCCUCCUUCCAUCUCUCUCUAUCCCGGGACAAGACCUGUUGUGUAUGACUACACCAGGGAGCGGCAGAACCCUCAUGCUGCCAAUAUGAUAGAAGCUACAGCUCACCUAGUAAAAGGUUGCAUGGGAGCUGGCAUGCUGGGUAUGCAUGAAGCCUUCAUGUAUGGAGGCAUUUGGACCUCUUUCGCUUGUACCAUAGCCAUGGGUAUACUGGUGACUUAUAUCAUGUUAAUGCUCGUAGGGUCGGUCCACACAAUAUACGCCAGGAUACGAGUAUCCCGUCUUUCUUACCCGGACUUAGCCGAGGCUGCGUUGGCUACUGGCUCCUCCAUGAGACUUAGGAAGUUUAGUAAAGCUUUCAGAUACUCAGUAGAUGUGUGUUUAUUCAUAGAAAUGUGCGGGACGUGUUGUAUUUUUGAGCUGAUCAUUGCACGAACACUAAAACAGGGUCUAGAAGGAGCCUUCCCAGAAAUGAAAGACCAGGACCUCAGCAUCCGGAUAUACAUCUUGAUAAUAACGAUACCGCUGAUCCUUUUCUGUAUGGUUAGACGAUUGAAGUACCUGGCUCCUGUGGCGCUGGUGGCGAGCUUAUUUGUCACUUUCAUUGCCUGCGCAACAACUAUCUACAGCCUCACAUCCAUCGAGGAUCUCAACAAAAGACCAGCUUGGAAAGACUACCAAGGAUUCUUCAGAUUUCUUGGCACCUGCAUAUAUAGUGUACAGGGAGUUACAAUAACUUUACCGCUGGAAAAUAAUAUGAGGAGUCCGCAUCACUUCUCUACUGUAUCACAAUUUGGAAUGUCAUUAGUGGUGACGAUGGUCGCUGCCAUCGGUUUGCUCGGCUAUUGGGGUUACGGAGAAGAUUGCGAAACCCCCAUCACCAUACAUCUACCGCUUUUUCUGUCAACAGUUGUUCUGCAGUUCAUCCUUGUUGUAAUGAUGGCGUCAAUCUUUACCCUGAACUGCUGGUUGUGUUUUAGAAUAAUCUGGUAUUACAUCGGGAAGAGGCACAGAAGGAAACGUGAAAUCUGGGAGCGGUUCUACAAAGCCAUCAAUGUGAUUCUCAUUUCAUGUGUAUCGGUGGCGUGUCCUGAUAUUAAUCUCAUGAUGAGUUUUCUUGGCGCAGUGAUCUGCAGUUGGGUGUGCUUCAUUUUUCCCGCCAUCAUCGACGGUUUGGUCACAUACAGGGACUAUCGAAGCGUAUCCUUCCUCAACCCGCCUACAAGUUGCCAAAUGACGUGGAGCUCGUUUAGAAACAUCUGCAUCAUGAUUUUUGGUGGAGUUGUAUGCUUAGGAGCAAUCGUCUCGUACAUAUUGUCUUAAUCGUGUCGUAUACGUUAAUAUUCGUAAUAAAUGUGCUUAAUUAAUA